Molecule: messenger RNA, 2869 nt
Organism: Cryptomeria japonica (Japanese cedar)
Lineage: Eukaryota; Viridiplantae; Streptophyta; Pinopsida; Cupressales; Cupressaceae
Product: probable inactive purple acid phosphatase 27
Exons: 13
Coding region: 558-2477 (639 amino acids)
Molecular function (GO): metal ion binding; acid phosphatase activity
Source: RefSeq, a predicted model, not a curated record
AGAGUAGUGGUCCUUAAUUCACAGCAAACGUAUAGCUCACCAUUGUCCAAUCACUGUAAAAUCGGCAGAGGAUCGAGUGACUCCUUGAAAACAACCAAAACCCGUCUUAUAAAAAACAACAAUGCAUUUCAUUAUACAUGAUGAGGCGUCUGUAACAUGUGUAACAUGUGGUUCGAGUUGUUCUUAACCCCACUUCUCAAUCCAUAGAGAGUAAAAUACCAAUAAAGAUAUGAUCUUUCUUUGGUUGGCACUGCAAUUUUUAGUUAUCUGGAAUGAUGAGAUAAGUUAAGUGUUUCGGUGAAGACAAGAAAAUUAUUAAUACAAAACUGUAUAUGGGCAUGCUUCCCUAACUAUGAAGAAUGUUGGAAUAUCAUGCAAGAGUUCCAUGCAAGUUAACACGAAAACCAUCCUUGUACGUUCGUUUUGGAAUAAGCUAGUUGCUUAGAGCUUACAUGUUCUGACAUAUAACUGCAUCAUAAAACAUUCUUGGUUUCUGGGAAAUUUGGUUUCUAGCCUUUUCCAACUGCCCUGCAAAUUCGCAACAAAUUCCUGCAAACAUGUGGGCAUUCAGAGUUGACAGAAUGUUCUGUGGAAUGUUAUAUAUCAUUCUCCUAUUUUGUCUCAAUUCUCUUGCACUCUGCAAUGGAUCCACAUUCUUCAAUACCCAGAUCUCCAAUCAGAAUCAAGAUGCUCUGUGUGGAACGGGGUUCAGAUGCAUUAACAGAAGGAUUUUAAGGCAGUGUUCAGACCGGACUUCAUAUGUAAAAAUUAAUUUGAGUACAAGUGGACCCCUUGAAGAUGAACAGUUCGUGAAUGUGACUAUCGAGGGGAUGUUGAAUCCCAAGGAUGAUGAUUGGGUUGCCAUGAUUUCACCUUCAAGUGGCAACAUCACCGAUUGUCUUUUGAAUGGCUUCCUCUAUAUCGAAACUGGAGAUCUGCAAUCACAUCCUCUAUUAUGUCACUACCCUGUGAAGUCCCAGUUCAUGAAAAAUGAUCCUUCCUACAAAUCAUGCAAGAAAAGCAGAUGUGAAAAAAAGAAGGGCGGGCGUUGUGUAGUGAAGACAUGCAGUGGCUCUGUAACAUUUCACAUUGUGAAUAUACGCACAGACAUAGAGUUUGUUCUUUUUGGAGGUGGUUAUGAUAAUCCCUGCAUCCUUCACAGGUCUCAGCCUCUCAAGUUCUCCAAUCCAAAUAUGCCUCUUUAUGCACAUCUCUCAAGUAUAGACUCCACAGGCUCCUCUAUGAAAGUAACAUGGAUCAGCGGAAGCAAUAGGACCCAGUUUGUAGAAUAUGGACCUGGAAUUCUUUCCAGGUCCAAUGUUACUACUUUCACUCAAGCUGAUAUGUGUGGUAGCCUGCUCGUUCCAAGCCCAGCUAAAGACUUUGGAUGGCAUGAUCCAGGAUAUAUCCAUACAGCCCUAAUGAAUGGACUUCUUCCGUCAUCCAACUACGUUUACAAAUAUGGAAGCGAUGAUGUGGGGUGGAGUAAUAGUGUAGAAUUGUCUACCCCUCCUGCAGCAGGUGCAAGCGAUCUUAGAUUUCUUGCCUUUGGGGACAUGGGCAAGGCUCCCCGUGAUGCAUCUGAUGAGCAUUACAUUCAGCCAGGAUCACUAGGAGUUAUAAAGGCCAUGACAGAAGAAGAAGAUGUGGAUUCUGUGUUCCAUAUUGGAGAUAUCAGCUAUGCAACGGGGUUUCUUGUAGAAUGGGACUUCUUCCUCCAUAUGAUCUCUCCACUUGCUUCCCGGGUAUCUUACAUGACUGCCAUUGGAAAUCAUGAAAGAGAUUUUCCGGGCAGUAACUCGGUAUACGAAUUGACAGACUCUGGAGGAGAAUGUGGAGUUUCUUACGAGAAAUACUUUCCCAUGCCAACAUUCGCUGAGGACAAGCCAUGGUAUUCAAUCAGUCAAGGACCAGUUCAUUUCACAGUGAUCUCUACCGAGCAUAACUGGACUGUGGGUAGUGAACAGUAUGAAUGGAUAAGGCAUGAUUUGGCUUCCGUGGACCGCAAGCAAACUCCGUGGCUUAUUUUCACAGGCCAUCGACCCAUGUAUUCAAGUAUAGAUGAUGGAUUGCUAUCGAUACCUAGCGUAGACGACAAAUUCGUUUCAGCUAUUGAACCACUUCUUCUCAAAUACCAGGUAGAUUUGGUGCUGUGGGGUCAUGUUCACAACUAUGAGCGUACAUGCGCUGUAUUUCAGAAUACCUGCAAAUCUCUUCCUGAGAAGGACGUGAAAGGCAUAGAUACCUACUCUGCCAUCAAUUACAGUGCACCCAUUCAUGUGGUUAUUGGGAUGGCAGGAUUUUCUCUGGAUAAGUUUCGAUCCAACGCUGAUAGCUGGAGUUUGGUACGCUUCUCUGAGUUUGGGUAUUCUCGUGUGCAUGCAACCACGCACCAAUUGUUGUGUCAGUUUGUAAAUUCUGAGACGAGAGAAGCGAGGGACACAUUCAAAAUUAUUAAGUAUUCAUCUGCCAUGUAGACACUUCUCCUAAAUGAUUCAGUGUAUUUCUGCCUCGCUCUUUAUUUUUCUCCUUAAAAGGAAUUCAAGAAACAUGGUCUUCGUUACAACCCAAAAAUUAUUGGACGACAUUCUUUUAACAAAACCAGAUCGAUGAACUGCGAGAACAAUUCUUUGUUUGGUUCAACACUUCUGACGUAGGAAAGGGUGAAUGAAAGGCCAUAGAUUGUUUGACUGUUGGAAGAGUCGCAGUGAUAUUUAAAAUUUAUAAAAUUUAUUGAUUAAAUAAUGUUAGAAAUUUGUAAGCAAUGAAAAGUUAGAUUUUGGGUUUAUUAGAUGUAAUUAGACAAUGGUAUUGAUUCAAACAUAUUUCAUCUAGUAAAUUCCAAUUUAAGAGCCAAGGAAAAUGUGAU